Pieris napi is the source of this 524-nucleotide messenger RNA. Its product is annotated as phenoloxidase-activating factor 2-like. NCBI's taxonomy places the organism in Eukaryota, Metazoa, Arthropoda, Insecta, Lepidoptera, Pieridae. Gene Ontology annotation, biological process: proteolysis. The record is from RefSeq and is a predicted model, not a curated record. Gene Ontology annotation, molecular function: serine-type endopeptidase activity. The transcript has 3 exons. Bases 80 to 460 code for a protein of 126 amino acids.
AUUCGAUCUGAGCUAUCCCCAUGUGGGGAUUGCCUGUUUGAGUAUCAAUGAGCCUGAAACGGAUGCUAGUUGUUUUAGCAUGGGGUGGGGUAAGGACUUAAAUAAUGACAAAAUCUAUGCCGUCUCGUUAAAGAAGGUUCCAUCACCGAUAGUUGACCAAGGGACUUGUGAAUUGGCCUUACAAGGUGUGAUUGGAAGUAAGUUCAGCUUGGACAACUCGUUUAUAUGUGCUGGAGGAAGGAAGAACUUUAACACAUGCUCUGGUGAUGGAGGUUCGUCACUUGCUUGUCGCACUUCGAGCGAUGGCGACCCACCUCGUUUCGCAGUGUGCGGAAUGGUUGCAUCUGGUUAUGAAUGUGGUAGCGAAGUACCCGUGCUUUACACCAACGUACCGGCGAUGCUCCCAUGGAUCAUUAAUCAAUUUAAUUAUGAGCAACUUAACAUUACGUUCUUCGCUUAAAAAUAUAUUAGUUACUAGUAGACUCGGCCAAGCGUUGCUGUGGCUAAGAUUUUUGUUAUAUUCA